AUGACGGUUUCGAGAAACCGUCGAAUCGCGCAAGCAGUGGCAGUAGGAGUAUCACUUGUUGCUCUGAGCUCCACCAUCACAUCGCCGAUCCUUUAUGGAAAGUACGAAUUGAAUGACGAGGGCGACACGAACGUCUGCUCUGAAAAUCCUUGCAAGAACAAUGGACAAUGUUCAAUCGACGGAGAUGGCUACAUUUGCGCAUGUAACGAAGGCUUUUCUGGAGCAAACUGCGAGAUCAACCCUUGCGAUCAAAGUCUUUGUGUAAACGGAGAAUGUUAUGCUGUUGAUGAUGAAAAUUUUGCUUGCAAAUGUGACGACGGAUUCUCUGGAGAUCUAUGUGAAAUCACUCCUUGUUCCAAUAAUCCUUGUCAAUAUGGCACUUGUGAAAUUGUCAACGGAGAAUACAGCUGCAGCUGCAAUACUGGUUUCUCUGGCAAAAACUGCACAAUCGAUCCUUGCUCGGGGGAUAUUUGUCAGAAUGGAGCGAUUUGUGAUUUUGAUAAAGAUGAUGGGACUUUUAUCUGUAAAUGCUCGCCUGAAUUCACAGGGUCGUUAUGCGAGAAAGAACCUUGUGCGUCAAAGCCGUGUUUGUAUGAAGGCGUGUGCUCAGUUUCUGGAGAUGGCUACGCUUGUCUCUGCCCGGGCGGUUUUUCCGGAGAUAACUGUGAAAUUACACUAUGCACGAACAAUCCAUGUAAGAAUACAGGAGAGUGUCUGAUCGAAGGAAAUUCUUACACAUGUCUCUGUCCUCCCGAUUUUUCCGGGAAGAAUUGUGAAACAACACCAUGUGAUCAUGAUCCCUGCGAAAAUGGAAAGUGUACCAUUGAAGAUGGAAACUGGUACUGCGAUUGUGAUGAUGGAUUCGGUGGGGAUUUUUGCGAUAAAAAUAUUUGCGACAGUGGAGUUUGCAAAAAUGACGCCAGUUGUGUCUAUGACGAGGAGAAAAAAGAAUACGAAUGCAUUUGCAAGGAAGGUUUUAUUGGUCAACACUGUGAAACUGAGCUCUGCAAUCCAAAUCCUUGCAUGAAUGGCGGAAGUUGUCACGUUAACGGGACCUCAUACGAUUGCAGCUGUCCUCAAGGAUUUUAUGGUGAAAAUUGUCAGAAAACCCCUUGUACAAAUAAUCCUUGUGAAAAUGCUGGAGAAUGUACUUUUGAUGAAAAUGGUUCGUUCACAUGCUCAUGUAAAGAUGGUUACAGUGGAAGCCUCUGUGAAAUCGAUCCUUGUUUCGAUCAUGAAUGUGUUUUUGGCAGUUGUCAAGUUGACGGAGCUGGUUACAUUUGUAAUUGCGAUUCUGGAUAUUCCGGAGAGUUUUGUGAACUUGAUCGUUGUCAUGAUUAUCCUUGCGAAAAUAACUCCACCUGCAUUUUGCAUGUUGACUUUGCAGAAUGCGAUUGUCUUCCGGGCUUUUUCGGAGAUUUUUGCGAAAAAGACCAUUGUUACAACAAUACUUGUGAAAAUGGAAGAUGCGAAGCUGGAGAAGACUCGUAUACAUGUGACUGUCGCAUUGGCUUUUCAGGGGAAUUUUGUGAGAUAACUCCCUGUGACAAGAAGCCCUGUGCUUAUGGAGAGUGCAGUUAUUUUGGUCCAAUUUGGUCGUGCGAGUGUCCAACUGAGCUAUUUAGCGGCAGAGAUUGUUCAAUUACUCCUUGCAAUAACACAAAUCCUGACCUUCCCCCAGCAUGUUUCAAUGAUGGCGAGUGUAGUAUGAACGGCGAUGAUUUUGUAUGCAAAUGUCCCGAGUUCUACACUGGGGAAAGGUGCGAAACGUUUCCUUGCAUGGAUCGGCCUUGCCAAAAUGGCGGAGCAUGCCAGAAUACCGGGGAUGACUCGUUCACGUGUGAGUGCCCUGAAGAUGUUACAGGCGAUUUGUGUGAGAACUUGCCUCCAGUGACAAACACUUGCUUCAAUACCGAAUGUGAUGGUGUUUGCAUAGAGAUGGAUGAUGGACCAAGAUGCUUCGAAAAUCAACUUGUGGGAUUUUGGAACAACAACAACAAUGAGCAUUCUGUAACGUGCGGAAACGCCUAUCUUCCUUAUAUGCUCACCACACCCGAGAUUGAAGUUCAUCAUAUUGAGAUUGAGCCAACUUACAAACUAAAUGAGUACUUUAUCAAUACACAUGGUUGUGGAGCGCAAGGCAAUUGCCGAGCAAGUUUUGCGAAAGAAGAAAUUUCAAGUAAAACAUUUGAUGCCGAGAAUUUAUCAACAGCAGAAGAAGAAAGUUGUGUUCUGAAAACGAAACUUGCUGAUUUUGAUGAAUUGCCGUUAAUAAUUUUGACGAGUAAUCCUGGAAGCGGGAACACUUGGUCCAGAUUGUUGAUUGAAACUGCGACGGGGUAUUAUUCUGGCUCAGUUUACAAUGAGUUAACAAUGUUCAAAAACGGCUUCAUCGGCGAGCUAGAACCUCCAACGAGUGGCAGAACCGUUGUUGUAAAAAGCCAUUCUAACUCGAAUUCCGAAAAUGCAGAUGGGAUUGUCAUGGUGAUAAGAAACCCGUACGAUUCGUUCAAAGCAGAUUUUAACCGGCAAAUGAGCUCAACGCAUACCGGACAGGUUGAUCCAAAGAUUUAUAAUAAGACCGAGUGGGAGCAGUUUAUUGAACCUCGAGCAAAAAGAUGGGCUUCUUCCGUAUCCUGGUUCCCAAAAUACGCAAAAGAGGUCAAUAUUCCAAUCAAGACAAUUUUCUACGAAAAUCUUUUGCAGGAUUCGUCGAAAGAGAUGAGUAAAUUUCUCGAUUGGUACAGCGACAACUUCCAAAUUGAAAUUCCUGAUCGAGAAAAUCGACUUUCCUGUAUGUCCGAAAGCCAAGGAGCGUUUUAUCGAAAGAAAGAGCCGCUGAAAUUCGAAAUUUUCAAGCCGAAAAUGAAAACGACGGUCAAUUAUUACAUCAAAAGAGUUAUUAAAUUCUACGAAGAAAAUAACUUCGAAACCGGCUUGCUCGAAACCUAUCUAAAAGACACCGACGAAGAAGAAGACCCAGAAAUUCUUCAUGAUUACGAAAAAUCCGAUGAGCGGCGGCAAAAACACAUGAUUGCCUCGAUAGACGAAAAAGUAGAGUUGAGAAAGCUCAACAAGAUCAACCCGCUUCAUAUUUAUUAUAGAAGCAAUCCAAUGCUCUGCUGA
Messenger RNA from Oikopleura dioica, 3126 nucleotides. Lineage: Eukaryota; Metazoa; Chordata; Appendicularia; Copelata; Oikopleuridae. The record is from the annotation of a GenBank genome assembly.